AUAGUACAAACUAAUCUCGAAAAUCAUAAUCGAAUUUAUUUCAAGGCGUACUCAAAAUUUGAAUUCACCAAUCUUAACUGCGAGACACUGAAUAAAUCUUAUGCCGAUUUUGAAUACUGCUAUCUUAAGUCCAUAAAUCGUACCUACAAAUAUUUAUCAAUUAAAGUAAACUUAUUGAAGAAGCCUAUAAGAAAAGUGAAGGUUCGAGCGGCUCUUUUUAAGCGAUUUAACGGAUGGAGGCCUUUCAUGUUCGAUAUGACAGUAGAUGCCUGUAAUUUCUUGAAAAAUACAAAGUCGAACUUAGCGGCAAAGUACUUUCUUGACUUCUUCAAGCCAUUUUCAAAUAUGAAUCAUUCGUGCCCAUUUGAUCACGACCUUAUAGUGGAUAAAAUGAAUAUAGCUCACAUAAACCACCAAUUCACUAACGUUUUACCAUUUCCCGAAGGAGACUAUUUUUUGGAAACUCAUUGGAUUGCUUACGAUAUCGAUCGAGCUGUAGUCAAAAUGUAUGGAACACUCUCAUAAUUAUGUAACAAAGAAAAAAAUAAAAGCUAGCUACAGCUCGGAAAAGUUUCAAGAAAGUUAUAAUGAACUAUCCCUAAUUUAUAUCUACAAAACCAAAUUUAUACUUAAGUAUGUUUAAAGUUUGGGUGGAAAAGUUCAGUAUCGAGUAGCAUAUAGUCCGGAAAUUCUCGUUUCAUAACUCAUACUAAUACAUCCUUAAAGGACCAUUCAACUAUAUCAGAUAUUUGGGAAAUAUAAUCCGAUCCGAUAUAAAAAUAUCAUACCAUACACAACUCCAUUCAAGUGCAAGGUGUAUCAACUUCAUCUGCACCGGAAGCUACAUUUCCUUUCUUUUUAUAUCUUCUGUUUUAUCAAAAUAGAUUUUCAUAAUGAUUUGAAAAUAAAUUGUUGCAAUGGAAUGUUCCAAUCAAAUCUGUAUUAAAAUUAUAUCAGUGUACCAAUUUUAUUUUACCUAAAAGGUCUAUAAAUGGCAAUUAUUUACAUAUAAAUGGUAAUUAUGCAUAUGAGCAAACACAAAUUUAGAGAUAAAACCAAACAAAGUUGGAAUAGACUCAUUUAUUUAAACAUGAGGGUGAGCCUGGUGUUGUUCUGGAUGGCGUUCUUGGUUCUAAAGGUAUUUGGUAAAAUUUCUUAAGUGGAUCAGAUGAAUUUAAUCAUUUAUUGUAGAUUUCUUGCAAAUUUGAGUUUACCAAUGUUAAGUGCACAUCUUCCGAUGAAAAAUUUGCAAGCAUCGAAUAUUGUUAUUUAAAGUCUGUGAGUCGGAGCUAUAAAUACCUCUCCGUAAAAGUGAAAUUU
Molecule: messenger RNA, 1320 nt
Organism: Drosophila ananassae
Lineage: Eukaryota; Metazoa; Arthropoda; Insecta; Diptera; Drosophilidae
Exons: 3
Source: RefSeq, a predicted model, not a curated record